Camelina sativa (false flax) is the source of this 1164-nucleotide messenger RNA. Its product is annotated as thymidylate kinase. Gene Ontology annotation, molecular function: dTMP kinase activity; nucleoside diphosphate kinase activity; ATP binding. Lineage: Eukaryota; Viridiplantae; Streptophyta; Magnoliopsida; Brassicales; Brassicaceae. The record is from RefSeq and is a predicted model, not a curated record. Gene Ontology annotation, biological process: dTTP biosynthetic process; dTDP biosynthetic process; dUDP biosynthetic process. Gene Ontology annotation, cellular component: cytosol; nucleus; cytoplasm.
GUUGUAUACUCUCUCUCUCUCUCUCUCUCUCUCUCUCUAAACCCUCCUUUUGUCGAUUUCUUCUUCCUUCACGCCGUCGACUUCUUCUUCUCCACCCAGCGAAUCCGGCGACCGACCUUGUUGAUGUUGGUUCUAGUGUGUUUCAGUACCUGAAUUUUUUGACCUCACUCCAAGGUUUUUAGCUGAUAAGGGCAUGAAACGGAUCUGCUUGUUUUCAAGUGUUCAACUUUUUUCUAGAAGUUUCAGAGCUUUAGCAGUACCACGAUCCUUGAACUAUCCCGUGCAGUCUCUCAAGCGUUCAUCAGUUCGGAUGGAGAUUGGUCGUAACUUAUCCUCUGGUCUCACAACCGAAAGUAGUGUAAAGCCAAGAGGAGCAUUGAUAGUUCUUGAAGGUCUUGACCGCAGCGGGAAAUCUACACAAUGCGCUAAGCUUCUCGCUUUCUUGAAAGGUUUAGGACAUCCGACCGAGCUCUGGAGAUUUCCCGAUAGAGAAACCAGUGUUGGUCAGAUGAUAUCCGCAUAUCUCUCUAAUAAGUCUCAGUUAGAUGAUCGCACAAUUCAUCUCCUUUUCAGCGCCAAUCGAUGGGAGAAAAGAUCAUUGAUGGAGGAAAAGCUUAGAACAGGAACAACGCUCAUCGUUGAUCGUUACUCAUAUUCUGGUGUAGCAUUCUCAUCAGCUAAAGGUCUUAGUAUUGAUUGGUGUAAAGCCCCGGAAAUAGGAUUACUGGCUCCAGAUUCUGUACUUUACCUUGACAUUUCACCUGAAAGAGCUGCUGAGAGGGGUGGAUAUGGAGACGAGAGGUACGAGCGAGUUGAGUUUCAGAAAAAGGUCGCAGACUUUUAUCAAACCCUCCGCGAUUCUUCAUGGAAGGUAAUCGAUGCAGGUGAAGCUAUGGAGGAAGUAGAGAAGAAGAUUCAAGAAGUGGUAUUAGAUCAAGUCAAAGAGUGUAGUACUGAAGGAAAGCCUCUUAUUCUCCUAUGGUCAUCUUAAUGACUCUAUCGAUUACAAGUUUGUGUGAUUUGGACUCUUUUGGGCUAUAUAAGGCCCAUUGAUAGACCCAAUUUUUAUUUGCUAUCGUCGUCAGUAAUGACGUCUUUUAAUCAAUUAUUUUCGUGUAAACUAAUUGAGACGCCAUUAAGUAAAGAACAAAUCAUUGAACGAUA